AUGCCAGAUGUGAGAGAGAGAACCAAUGAAAUAGAGGUUGAUUGUGUUGAGAGAUUCAUGAGGCAUGCAACAUUACACAACAGUUUCCUAUCCACUGUCCUGGAGCAAUUUGCGCAUAAACACCCUGAUUUCAAAUAUGCAUUGUUCGAUUACUAUAAUGCUCUUCGUAAUAGAACUCUUCAUCCCACAGAAUACGGUUUCAAGGUAGGGAAUGUUGCAUGCUGUGGCACCGGAGCUCUGAACGGACAUGGUUGCAGUAGUACAGAGGAACCUUUCAAUUUAUGCGAUGAUAGGAAUGAGUAUGUGUUUUUUGAUGGAGGCCAUACUUCUGAUAGAGCCAACUUUCAACUAGCGGAGCUAAUGUGGAGAGGACCAAAAGAUGUCACAGGACCUCAUUACAAUGUUGAGAUGCUGUUUAAUCUUUAA
This is a messenger RNA of Mangifera indica (mango), 426 nucleotides long. RefSeq names its product GDSL esterase/lipase 1-like. The transcript has 2 exons. The coding region runs from base 1 to 426 and encodes 141 amino acids. NCBI's taxonomy places the organism in Eukaryota, Viridiplantae, Streptophyta, Magnoliopsida, Sapindales, Anacardiaceae. Gene Ontology annotation, molecular function: hydrolase activity, acting on ester bonds. The record is from RefSeq and is a predicted model, not a curated record.